AUGCUGCUACUAACUGGUCAUGGAAUCUUUGGUGCCUUUAGGAAGAGAAUAGGCAAAGAUAGCGACUGCAAGUGCUACGAUUGCGCAGACCCAAACAACGACGCUGAGCACGUCCUCUUCGGGUGCCAAAAAUGGGCCGAGAGAAGGACCGCACUAGAGAACAGCCUUGGCGAGAAGAUAGACGUGGACAACCUCAUGGCCACAGUGACCGCCAACGACGAGAACUGGAAGAAAUUCGGACAGUUCUGCAUAACAGUCAUGUGUCACAGGAGGAAAAUGGAAAAGGCCAUGGAGGCGGCUAGGAAGAGGACGAGCGCAACAACAGCGCGGAGUAGGGAAAGCAGUUCCGCAAGACAGUUUCAAGACACAGAUGGAAGGCAAAGAAAACUAACAAAUUGGCUUAAAGGAGGUCGACUGUAA
Messenger RNA from Bombus pascuorum, 420 nucleotides. RefSeq lists its product as uncharacterized. The record is from RefSeq and is a predicted model, not a curated record. NCBI's taxonomy places the organism in Eukaryota, Metazoa, Arthropoda, Insecta, Hymenoptera, Apidae. The transcript has a single exon. The coding region runs from base 1 to 420 and encodes 139 amino acids.